AUGGCUUUUUGGCCAAGUGAUGAAAGGAACAAACGUCCUAUCGUGUCUAAACGCAAGGGAAGGAAGGUUUUGGAGAUCUCCAAGGGCCGCGAUUAUCCCAACUUAGAGCCAGGUUUAAUUGGUGCAGCCACAUUAUCAGAAGGAAAUAACAACAAGUUAGAAUGGGAUUUUUUAACGAUGCCUAACAAAGAUUUUUCUCUGAAUCGCCUAAACAUUGGGAAACGUUUGGAAGUAUUCCCUCAAUCACCACCGUUAUCCAGUAGAAACACCUCUCGCACUGUACGGCAAAGAGCUGAACAAGGGGCAAAUUUCCUUCGAACCUAUCUCCCCGAUGUGGAAAUCCCGUCGGAACUUAUACGAGACCAACUGCUGGAGGAGACUCAAAUAUGCGACGAUCUCGAAGUAUUCGACCCAUAUUCAGGAAAUUUACUUGAGGUAUCUACGUCUCCUCAAGACCCAAACAGUGCACUUUUAUUGUUUCCGACGGGGGACACAAAUAGGGAUUUAACUAUCACAUACGUUAGGAGCUUAAAACCUCGGAGCAUACUGUUCAGACCUACUCCUACGCCUCUGUGGAGCUUCUCUACACCCAUUCAGCAAAUAGAGACGUUGAUGGGAUUGGGCACCUCCACGGAAAUGUUCAGCAUAGAACAUCCUAACCAUCAUACGACGACUACUGCUACAACAAGACGUGUUGCUCGCUUUUCGCGUUCUGAUACCAAUGAUGAAGUGAUUGUCGAUGCCAAAAUUCAGCCUUUCUCUGAAAGCAUGUUAGUUAUUAGCGACCAAGGAACCUUAUUCAAUUGUACAGUGCAAAAUGGGGAAAGAUCAGCCAUUUCGCUACACACUUUCUCGCCUUCUAUUCAAAACAAAAGCGGCUUCUGGCGUUUAUCUCUUGCAUCUAAUGGAUCGGUCAGCUAUGUGAUGUCCGAGAAAACUGUUGAACAGUUUGACAAUCGGACAAAUACAGUGCAGAGUUUCUUGUCCAUCGCUAAUCAAAAUCACAUUUUAACAUCAAUAGAAAGCUGUAGACACUCAAAUAUUCUUCCGUUGUGUUCCACCGAUCAAGUUAUCUGGAUGGACACCAGAUUUACAGGGAAACCACUACUUGCCUACUCACAUGGAAGGCAACGCGACCGGUACAUAUCAACGCAGACCUUGUAUCACAGGGCCAAUACUUCUUUGACAUUUUUGACAUCUCGAAAUAAUGGUCUAGUCACCGUAUAUGAUGUCUCCCGUCCAUCUGAGGGGCUCUUCCACCUCAAUGAUUCUCCAUAUUCCGUGUUUGGAAGUAUCGAUACGUAUCAAAGACAUCUCGGGCAACAAUUUCUAUCUCUAAAUGAAACUCUCGGACUUGUACGCCUAUCAGAGCUUAAGGGUGUCGAGUUCACAGAAAUUCUUUCGUUACCAUCAGAAUCCCGCAAUGGCCACGCAAUAGAAUUAUCUGAAGAUGUUAUACAGAACAGAGACCCACAGGCCGUUGUUCCUGCGGAUCUUGGCCCACUUAGCAUUCAAGAAUUCAGUCAAGUUAAUUUAAAUUCUGUAUACAAAGAACUCUUUCAAACCCAUUUUGAAAAGAUCAAACGGCUCGAAGAAGAAGAUGCUGAAAUGUUUCACGAUAUGGUCGACAAUUUCCCCCGGUAUCUGCAAAGUAAAGAAAUACCAACGGAUCACAUAUUAACAACAUAUGAUAUAGCAUUUUGUGCUGGUGAACCACCAGGUCAACCUGGUAGAGCCGAUUUUCUUACUGAAAGCUUGAUUUCUUCCAAAAGAGGCUACAGGGCGCUUAAGCAAGGGCGCCUAUCUGCUGAACUCGUCAGAUCACCUUGGCAUCGGUCAAUUUCUUCCGUCCUCCGACAUUUGGACCCAUCCUUUCCAUCAGGGCCAUUACAAUCAAUGGAGUACCUUCAAAGUUUUCAACCACUGGAUAAUGCGUGUUACUCAAAUAAAGCUCGUGAAUAUGCACAGGACUCGUGCGAGCAGUUGACCGUGGAUCUCGCUUUAGGUUCCGAUAUCUAUUUCGAUGAUACAAUCUUUAAUAAAGCAGAAGCCGGCGUACUGGAAGUUAUGACUCAGGCGCUAUCCAUUGACGGUGGUCCUCCGCCUAUUCGAUUUGGAUACUUAACGCCUGUAGAGAAAAAUCGAUCAUAUUAUGCCGGAGAAUCGCAGAUCUCAGAAGGCUUACGCUUGCCUCUGGGGGUUCGACUGUUGUUAAAUGACUGGGAUUCCGGUAAUCCUGACGAUUAUAUCUAUAAAAAUCCAUACGCCGCCGCUUUUCUAGAGACCAAACAAUUAAAUCAGCCAGCGACCCUUGAGCCGACAUCAAGUUUGCCUGUAAAACUCCAACGUCCACCGCAAAUCAUGGCGUCCAAUACAGUUUCAGCCGCUCCUCCUGAAAUACAUAAAAAAUUGACAUUAAAAUCACUAUCUCAAGAUCCUUACCCUCCUUCGAUAAACGAAUUCAAGAAUUCGCAAGCAAGCACACCUCCUCAAGGUCUCGCCACAAGUACUCAGAUAAUGCCAGGUCCACACGGUGGAAGGCCGGCUCCCAAGAAAAAGCCACCGAAAAAAAGAUUGGGAGGUCUGAAAACAAAACCGGUCUCGUCGUGCAAGCGCACGAAGCUGGACUUUGGGCCAGCCACAUUACCUGCUCUAUGGAUGGAAAAAGGCAAGACACCUAAUCCUGCGUAUGACCCUGACAAAUUCAAUGAUUUCUUGCGACAAAACAAGGCAGUCGUAUGUGCACUUUCAGCUAGCUAUGUAUCGACUUUCGCAGGAUAUCCACUGGACUCUAUCAAGUCCAGACUACAGACAACCAAAACAAGGAUAACAGUCCCCAGGCUUGCUGCGCUGGUGUACCGUGAAGAGGGAAUAAUGGGAUUCUAUCGAGGCCUGUGGAUUCCAUUAAUGACGAUAUCUUUUGUCCGCGCUGCAAGCUUUACCAUUUAUUCGCGCACCAAAGAGAAUUUCCACAACAAUAACAUCCUUUGUCGUGACAGCAUCAUCGAUGUUUCUUUAACAGGAGGAGUAAGUGGUGCGAUGUCCGGUGCUCUCAUAUCUUUUGGAAGUGCUCCUUUUGAGCUUGUCAAAGUUCGUAGACAGUUGGAAUAUACCAUUGCGGCCACCAAGGGUAUCACAAUGGCGAAACCUCCGGGAACAAUUGAGGCGGUGAAGGAUAUCUUUCGGACUAACGGCCUUGCGGGCUUGUACACAGGUUUUCGACUUCAUUUUGUUCGUGAUACGGCUGGGACGGCAUUGUAUUUUCUUGAAUAUGAUGGAAUGCGCCAUCUUCUUGGGAGGCAAAGGUCGGGAGAACAAGGACCGACUCCUCCAUGGCUCCCGAUACACUCCUCUUUGGUUCCUUUCGUUUGUGGUUCGCUUUCAGGGGUUACUUCGUGGGCAUUGAUAUAUCCAUUGGAUGUUGUAAAAACCAAAGUCCAACAACGUGCUUUAGCAGGAGAACGUUAUCGAGGUCCAUGGGAGACAUUGUACCGCCUUGUUCGAGGGCCAGAUCCUACUUCGCCUAAACCUAUUCUGUCCGGUGUCGCCAGAAUAUACCGAGGCCUUGGAGUCAGCGCUUUGCGGAGUAUCACAACUCAUGGCUUGCUAUGGACGUUAUUCGAUAUGACUGCACAAUACAUCGACAAACUACCUCCUUCAAGAGUGGAUAAUCAUUAUUAA
Molecule: messenger RNA, 3681 nt
Organism: Psilocybe cubensis
Lineage: Eukaryota; Fungi; Basidiomycota; Agaricomycetes; Agaricales; Agrocybaceae
Exons: 21
Coding region: 1-3681 (1226 amino acids)
Biological process (GO): transport
Molecular function (GO): transmembrane transporter activity
Source: RefSeq, a predicted model, not a curated record